ACUCGUGCCAGUAACCUUGCACGAACCUAUCGGGACCGUAAUACCCGGAGGUCCGCGAUUCCCGUCCUUCUAUCGGCCACUAUCACAGGACAGUAUUUCCAACACUUGCACAGCGUGAAUGCGCACGAUAUACCGGUGUCCUAUUGCUUGCUUGGCCCAUUUGAUCUGGACCGUAGUACGCGGAAGUUCACGAUCCGUAUCCUUCAAUCGGCCGCAUCAUGAUGUUAUUAUGCCACAUCACGCUACGCAAGUGAUGAAACUACUGCGUGGAAGUGGGAGUUCUAUUAUAUUUUCCAGGCUGCUUACGUCAAGGAUGCAAUUUCAUGCAAGUACUUAGGUAGACCGA
Molecule: messenger RNA, 346 nt
Organism: Suillus clintonianus
Lineage: Eukaryota; Fungi; Basidiomycota; Agaricomycetes; Boletales; Suillaceae
Exons: 1
Coding region: 119-337 (72 amino acids)
Source: RefSeq, a predicted model, not a curated record